Molecule: messenger RNA, 1642 nt
Organism: Leptinotarsa decemlineata (Colorado potato beetle)
Lineage: Eukaryota; Metazoa; Arthropoda; Insecta; Coleoptera; Chrysomelidae
Product: monocarboxylate transporter 1
Biological process (GO): transmembrane transport; monocarboxylic acid transport
Molecular function (GO): monocarboxylic acid transmembrane transporter activity
Source: RefSeq, a predicted model, not a curated record
UGGACACAAAAUCGAUUUAAUAUAGUUGUGAAUGAAUAAUAAAGAAGUGUAUAAUUUUGAUAUGAAUAACUCAAAAGAGUUGACUUCUACUUUUCGAAACUAUCACUUGAGAACACGAAUAGGAAGGCAGUACGAAUUAUGGAAACUGCUGAAAAACAAAGAAAUCAUGAGUGUGAGAGUAAAUAUGUGCACCUCGAUGGAGGAUGGGGAUACAUUAUCGCUACAUCAUUCGUUGUAUUCAUGAAAUUGGCUCUGGACUGAUGUUUGCAUCAUCUUUAACGAUUCUGAACGAUUAUUUCGACAAGAAGCACAGCUUCAUAAUGGGAAUAUCUCAGACUUUCAUAACAAUGUCAGCAAUAGUAUGUACAUUGAUAUUAUCUAAUGCCAUGGAGCAUAUGGGAUUCAAAAACGUAUUAUGGUUGCUCGCCGGAAUCUCUGUUCUUAAUUUUCCUGCUAUGGCUGCGUUCAUCCCUGUCAAGAAGUGCAAUGAACAGAAUUCAGCUGAAACAUCCGAGAAGCAAGUAACGCAGACUACAUCAGUACCAGAAUAUAACGCAAAAUCACAAUCUGAGCCGUUACUACAGAUCGAAGGCAAAGUAGAAAACAAACAAGAAAUUGUAAAGCAACGAGAGGAGAACAAGAUUUCCUUAUCCACUAUGAAAACUUGGCUACUAGAUACUCUCGGCCUGAGGUUAUAUGGAGAAGUCAGAUAUCUAAUUAUGGCUUUCGGUUUGGCAUUAUCUUUCAAUUCUGAUUACAACUUCACGGUCAUUAUCAGGUUGCUAUUGAAUAAGUUAAAUUACAAUUCAUCUGAAAUAGCUAAGAUGAUCAUGGUUUAUUUCAUUUUCGACCUGAUCUCCCGAAUGCUUUAUUCAAUCUAUAGUUAUUUUUAUACUAUCAAUAACAGACUAACAUUCCUGUGGACCACCUUCAUCAUUGCAGUAUGUCGGAUUGUUUUUACUCUUUGUGAAGAUUAUGUAUGGAAAAUGAUAGUACUGGGACUAGUAGGAUUAACAAGGGGUAUCAUGGAGACAUCUCUUCCCUUAGUGAUUUCCGAAAUGUACAAAGAUAAUUUUGCCACAGCUUUUUCUUUGUACAUGGUUCUGGGUGGAUGUGUUGGGUUGACAUUGGGUUCAAUGACUGGUUACGUGAAAGAACUAACUGGAAGUGAUUCAAUCAUUGUAUAUUUUUAUGCAUCUGCCAAUUUCAUUACUUGCUUAGCGUGGAUUUGCGAAACUAUUUUCCUGAGGCUAUGUCGAAGGAAACAUCAGGAUGAACCAAGUUCACUAUGAAGUCGAAGAAGAAUUUUUCCAUUUUAUUCAUCAGCAUUGCAUUGAAAUGCAAUGAAUGAAGACUACUUUUUUAUUCUUAUUGUAUAUAUUGUUUCGUAUUUAUAAAGAGGAAUAUACAAUAUCCAGUGUCAUAAAAAAAUUUGGUUUAUUUUCACUCUCGUAUUCUGAUAAAAAGGAGCUAGAAUUCACUUACAGUGGCUCACUAGAUGUGAAGAUAUGUAUUCUAAUAAUUAUUAAAUCUAAUAAACUGACACUGAUAUGGUUUUUGAGCAUUGUUAGUGUUGUAGUGAGAUAUUGUCAUUAUUUAUGUUGAAAAACUGAAGAAUUAUUCGGUUGUCGUGUACUACAUU